AAGAGUAACAUUUCCCGCGAAAACCCAAAAAUCUCGUGCCUCGUUGGCAAUCCUCGUGAGCAUUUACUCUACCAAUCAAAUUUCUCCAUACUCUGCUAUAUAAACCACCGAACUCACUUUUCUUCAAACGCUCCAUUGAGUUCUAAGCCUCUGCUUUUAACGAUUCCAGUUUCAUCUCUAGAUUCAGUACAACAGCGAAAUUUAGGGUUAGGGAUUUUGAAGAUGAGUUCCAUGGGAGGAUCAACGAAAGGAGGGAGAGGUAAGCCCAAGGCAUCGAAGUCGGUGUCGAGGUCGCAGAAGGCUGGUCUUCAGUUUCCGGUGGGGAGGAUCGCCAGGUUCUUGAAAGCUGGGAAAUAUGCCGAUCGUGUCGGUGCUGGUGCUCCCGUCUAUCUCUCUGCCGUGCUUGAGUACCUCGCCGCUGAGGUUCUAGAGCUUGCUGGAAACGCUGCGAGAGAUAACAAAAAGAAUCGAAUAGUUCCAAGACACAUCCAAUUAGCAGUGAGGAACGACGAAGAAUUAAGCAAGCUUUUGGGUUCGGUUACUAUUGCAAAUGGAGGUGUUUUGCCUAACAUUCACCAGACGCUACUCCCCAAGAAAAUGGGAAAGGGCAAGGGUGAUAUUGGAUCAGCUUCUCAGGAGUUUUAGGCCUUUUCUUACUCUUUGUUUUGUUGGGGCUUUGUCAAAACAGUCGUAUAAUACCGGAUGUUUAGUUUUAGGGUUUUUUUUUUCUUAAAUUUUGGGCUUUGAACUCCUUGUGUUUAUAUUUUGAGCAAAGCAGAUAUAUAUCAAGCUAGUUAUGUUAACUUUACCUUCUUUUGUUCCUAUUCUAUCACAUUGAUUUGGGAAUUUAAUCUGUUUUGGUUUGCCCACAAGUUUGUGGUACAAGAAUUGAUUGAUGUAUCAGAAACCAGAAUUUUCUAAAAAUUUCCUUCUCGAUUUGAGCAAGAAUGGACCAAUGUUGGAUUUUGCUGGCUUGCUCAGAUGUUAAGGCAGAACUAGAUUGUGCAUGUAAGUACAGAAGAAAGCAUCAAGUUGCUUGAUGAAAAUUCUAGUUACAUUACCAAACUUCCAUACAAUUGCGUGGGGCAGUAGGUUGAGGGAAUUGCUUCAUGUGCUAAAGCUCUCUAUAGUUGCCCAGGUGACCAGGUCCCUUGCCCUAAGGAUAGCAGGUUGGGGGAUGCCAUCAUCAAGCUUGGGGGCUCAACAUAGCUACAAUGUUCUCUAUUUUAUCAACAUACCAUUUAGAUUCCUCGAUGCCAUUGCCUCGGCCAGUCUUGAUCUAGUUUCGUUUUGAUGGUGCAAGAUUGAAACAGUAUUCACUGCAGCCGAUCUAACUUGAUCAUCUGCUCGACUUUCUGUGUAACCCAACCAUCUAACUACUUUAUCCAGCUGCUUCCAUUGAAGUAAUGCGAAAUUAGCUCAUGGCAAAAUCAAACUAUAGUUAAGUGUUUUUGUUAGAAGCAGAUGAAGUUGCCGUCUCUUCCCAUCCGGUUGAAGAGUUGGAUUAUGGAGGCCGUAGAGUCGAGGUGGCGUUCAGCCGUGAAGUUCAUUUCCGAAUUACUGUGUCCGAUGGAUACGGCGUCGUUGGAUGAAGUGAAAUUUACUAAAAAGUACAUUAUCCCUUUUGGUAGUUGGUGUGUAAAGGAGAAACGGUGCGUUUUGAAAUAUCUUUCCUUUUAGUAAUUAUUUUA
Messenger RNA from Durio zibethinus, 1691 nucleotides. Its product is annotated as histone H2AX-like. Gene Ontology annotation, cellular component: nucleosome. Lineage: Eukaryota; Viridiplantae; Streptophyta; Magnoliopsida; Malvales; Malvaceae. The record is from RefSeq and is a predicted model, not a curated record. Gene Ontology annotation, molecular function: structural constituent of chromatin; DNA binding; protein heterodimerization activity.